Hibiscus syriacus is the source of this 597-nucleotide messenger RNA. RefSeq lists its product as uncharacterized. The transcript has 3 exons. The annotation marks the transcript as partial. NCBI's taxonomy places the organism in Eukaryota, Viridiplantae, Streptophyta, Magnoliopsida, Malvales, Malvaceae. The record is from RefSeq and is a predicted model, not a curated record.
CAACCCGCAAGAACAAGAAGACCUUUGGGUACCGAUGAACAGAAGAUACCCAGAGCUUCCCAGCAUGAAGAUCUCGAUCAUGGUAGAGUUACGAGAAGCAAUCCCGAGAAUGUACUGGAAGAAAGAGAACCCAAGUAUGAUGCAAUGCUUAGUCAAAUGGUGGGUAGGAUUUCAGCUAAGCCUGGUGGUAAACUUGAGAUGGGUGAGGCAUUUGUGACUGAAAAUCCUAGCAGACCCUUACCGAAAUUGCGGAAUACAACACCCGAGUCCACAAGGUAUGAGGAAAGGACUGCGCCUCCAGGAACCUUGAAUGUGAAACAGCUACACCACAUCAUGCUUUUACAUCAGGGCAAGGCCGAUGAUCACGGUGGUCCCUUGGAUGUUGACCGGAUUGCAGAGAAGUUUAGACUGGAUGUUGCAAAGGUCCAAACGAUCUUGCAAUUCAUAUCGCUGCCACCGGAGGACAACACUAAACCCAAAAAACCUAAACAAAGAACACUGACUUCCAUUUUUUCUCAAGUUGGAUUUUGUGUUUGAAUAAGGGUGCUGGUUCAUUUCAGAAGAAAUUUUGAAGUUUAUCAAUUGACAUUAGUUUAU